This is a messenger RNA of Eublepharis macularius, 1413 nucleotides long. It is a transcript of the gene GABRR3, whose product is annotated as gamma-aminobutyric acid type A receptor subunit rho3. The record is from RefSeq and is a predicted model, not a curated record. Gene Ontology annotation, biological process: nervous system process; chemical synaptic transmission; regulation of membrane potential. Gene Ontology annotation, molecular function: extracellular ligand-gated monoatomic ion channel activity; GABA-A receptor activity; neurotransmitter receptor activity. Gene Ontology annotation, cellular component: neuron projection; synapse; membrane. The transcript is spliced from 9 exons. NCBI's taxonomy places the organism in Eukaryota, Metazoa, Chordata, Lepidosauria, Squamata, Eublepharidae. The coding region runs from base 1 to 1413 and encodes 470 amino acids.
AUGGUCCUUGUAAUAAAACUGUUGCUUUUCACCUGUAUCUGGCCGACAGCUCUUUUAAUCAGUCACAGUGAUCAUCACCACCAUUACCACCACCAUCAUCCUCAAAGGUCAUUCAUGAAAAGGCAUAACAGCAAACGAGAACUUAGGAUGAGGAAACUGGACAGCACCAAAGUGCGGCCCAUGAAAUCAGAACAGCUUCUACGCAUAGAGGACCAUGAUUUUGCACUGAGACCUAGCUUUGGAGGGUCACCAAUACCAGUGGGCAUUGACGUACAAAUUGAAAGUAUUGACAGCAUUUCAGAAGUUGACAUGGAUUUCACAAUGACUUUAUAUCUCAGACACUACUGGAAGGAUGAGAGACUUUCAUUUCCUAGUACCCGAAACAAAAGUAUGACCUUCGAUGGAAGACUUAUAAAAAAGAUCUGGGUACCCGAUAUAUUUUUUGUGCACUCCAAAAGAUCAUUCAUCCAUGACACAACUGUAGAGAAUGUAAUGUUACGUGUCUACCCAGAUGGCAAUGUACUCUUCAGUUUGCGGAUAACAGUUUCAGCUAUGUGCUUCAUGGACUUCACUAGGUUCCCACUUGACACUCAGAACUGCUCCCUAGAAUUGGAAAGCUAUGCAUACAAUGAAGAAGACUUGAUGCUGUAUUGGAAGCAUGGCAAUGAAUCCCUCAGCACAGAUGAGCACAUCUCACUUUCCCAGUUCUUCAUUGAAGAGUUCAGUGCAUCUAGUGGACUUGCAUUCUACAGCAGCACAGGUUGGUACAAUAGACUUUUUAUAAAUUUUGGCCUAAGGAGGCAUAUUUUCUUUUUUGUUCUACAAUCCUAUUUCCCAUCGAUGCUGAUGGUGAUGCUGUCUUGGGUUUCAUUUUGGAUUGACCGAAGAGCUGUUCCUGCUAGAGUAUCAUUAGGUAUAACUACUGUGCUGACAAUGUCAACCAUAAUCACAGGAGUAAGUGCCUCAAUGCCUCAGGUGUCUUACAUAAAAGCUGUGGAUAUAUACUUAUGGAUCAGUUUCCUCUUUGUCUUCCUGUCUGUCAUUGAAUAUGCAGCUGUAAAUUAUCUCACCACAGUAGAAGAACGAAAACAGCUGAAAAAGAAAGGGAAGGCUGCUGGAACAUAUAACAUUGAUGCAGUGCAAGCAAUGGCAUUUGAUGGCUGCUAUCAUGACACAGACACCGAUAUUGACCUGACCACCUAUUCAGUCCAUUCGGAAGAGAGUUCAACACGAGGGAGAACACCCAGUAUCACCAACCUAGAUGAACCUCGCAUAAAGAGGAAAAGAUCCUUGAAAGGGAAUGUGGGCAGAAUUAUUCUGCAGAACAAUCAUGUCAUUGAUACAUAUUCCAGGAUUAUAUUUCCUAUUGUAUACAUCAUAUUCAAUUUUUUUUACUGGGGUUUGUAUAUAUGA